Lactuca saligna is the source of this 2759-nucleotide messenger RNA. NCBI's taxonomy places the organism in Eukaryota, Viridiplantae, Streptophyta, Magnoliopsida, Asterales, Asteraceae. The record is from the annotation of a GenBank genome assembly.
AUGUCCCCAAAUCAAGCAAAAGUUCAAAUAAAGGAAAUUAUUGAACCUCCAUCAUGUUCUCAUAGGCUUUUCUUAGAUUGGUAUGAUACUGGGGAGACAAAUGUUGUUGGGGAUGCUUCUAAAGAGGCUAAUGUAAUGGACGUCACUGGAGAUGACAAUAUGUACAUAACUGAUAAUGGGGAUAAUAACAAGAAAGGAAAUCCAUGCGUUGAAGUUGAAAUUGGGGACAAAUUUGAGCACACGAAUGAAGUUGAAUUUAGGGAUGGUAACAAGGGUGGAGAAGAUCCAUGGUCUGAAUUUGAAAGUGGGGACAUGUUUGAGGACAUAAACGAAGAAGAAUUUGGAAGUGGGGACAACUUUGACGAUGACAGUGGUUAUAAAUCUAGUGAGUCCGAUGAUAUAGACUUUUAUGUUGACAAUGACAACAUCUUAGAUGAUGUAGAAGUUGACAUGAAUGAUUUCAAUGAUAACAUUGAUAUGGAUGCAAAGUGGGUUGGAGGUAUGAAUGACAAUGUGGUACAAGAAGAGAAUGAAGUUGGAGAGCUUAAUGAAGUACUAAAUAACGAGGUACUUUUGUCAGGAUCAUCUUCGGAUGAAGGUCCAGUUGGUCAACGAAAGAAGACCAUCAAAGCUAUCCAACGAGCUCAUGAGAAUGAUGAAGCAAAUGUUGCUGAACCAUUUUAUAUCCUUCAAACCUUUAAUACAGCCCAAGAGUUUAAAGAAAGAGUUAAAGUCCAUGCUAUUGAGACAAGAAGGGAACUUGGUUUUGAAAAAAAUGACAAGAAUAGGGUAAGAGUUGUGUGUAGGGGGACAAUACCAAAACUGGGAAACUUAGACAAAAGUGGGGAAGGUCAACAAGAAGUCAACAAUGAAGAUGAAGAGAAGUGCCCGUGGAGCCUCUACGCUAGUAAAUGGAAACGUGAUAUAAACUGGAUGGUCAAGUCUUACAACAAAGAACAUCGUUGUCUCCAAACUCGGAAUGUUAAAGCGUGUACUUAUAAGUUUCUUGCCAAAAAGAUUACAACUCAGGUGGAAUCUAACCCAACUAUUCCAAUUCGUGCUUUACAAGAACAACUGCAACGUGAUUACCAAGUGGGACUUUCCAAGAUGAAAGUGUUUAGGGCUAGAACUGAAGCUCUCAAUCAGGUGCGAGGGGAUUAUGUUGGUCAGUAUGCUCUAUUGAGAGACUAUGUUCAAGAACUUCAAAAACAUAACCCAGACACGACUGUAAAGAUUGAUGUAGAGAGUGAACCAAAUCCAAAUUCAGAAACUAGAACUUUCAAGCGCAUAUACAUCUGUCUUGGUCCUUUAAAAAAGGGAUUUGCUGCUGGAAGAAGAGACUUUCUUGGUCUCGAUGGUGCUUUUAUGAAGGGUCCAUACCCAGGACAAAUACUUUCAGCUGUGGGAAUUGAUGGUAAUAAUGGAACAUAUCCACUGGCUUAUGCUGUUGUGGAAUCUGAGAGGAGUGUUACUGCUAUAGCAAAGUUGUUUCCAUGCGCUGAGCAUCGUUAUUGUCUUCGUCAUAUCCAUGAAAACAUGAAAGCUAAUUGGAGGGCAAAGCAAUUCAAAGACUUGCUAUGGGAUUGUGCAAAAGCAUCUACUAUUCAACAGUUUCAACGAUCAAUGGAGGAACUUAGAAAACUUAAUAAUGAUGCGUAUGAGUGGCUUAAAAACAUUCCUCCUCAACAUUGGUCUCGUUCACACUUUACAGGUAGAGCUCAUACAGAUGCUAUGCUUAACAAUAUGUGUGAAUCUCUAAAUAGCAAGAUUGUUGAAGGUCGUGAUGUACCAAUCAUUACAUGUUUGGAGUACAUUAGAGAGUACUUAGUGAAGAAAAUUGUAACUGUGCAAAAGGAAAUUGAUAAAGCUGUAGGUCCCUUGACUCCUACAGCUACCAUAUGGGUUGAAAAACUGAAGAAAGAGGCUUCACAAUUAAGGUCUGUUUUUUGUGGGAAUGGGAAAUAUCAAGUCAGUAAAAAUCUUUUGGAACAGUUUGUGGUAGAUAUGGGCCAACAAACAUGUUCAUGUAGAAGGUGGGAACUAAUAGGGAUACCAUGUGCACAUGCAAUAGCAUGUAUGUGGGAGAUGUUGAAGAACAAAGAAAUUGAUAAGAUACCUGAACAUUGGGUCCAUCGAACGUAUUGGUUAGAAACAUGGAAGAAUAUGUAUUCUUUUACAAUUCACCCAAUCAAUGGAAGGAACAUGUGGGAGAAGUCUACAUGCCCUACAACCUUACUCCCUCCAAAACACCAUGUGCCCAUUGGAAGACCAAAGAAAAAGAGAAGGAGAUCUGCCAUGGAGGUUGAGGAUUUGGUGAAAGGUAACCAAUUGUCAAGAGCACAAAAAUCAGUGACAUGUUCUAAGUGUAACAAAAGUGGGCAUAAUGCAAGGACUUGCAAGGGACAGAAGGCUGGUGGUUCUCAAAGUUCAAGGAAUGUUGGUGGAUCACAAACUUCAAAGAUUGUUGGUGGUGCUGGUAGUGAAAAAGUGAAGGUUGGAAGUGAAAAAGUGAAGGCUGGUGGAUCACAAACUUCAAGGAAUGUUAGUGGUGCUGGAAGUGCAAAAGUGAAGGAUGGAAGUGCAAAAGUGAGGGCAAGUGUUAGCAAAAAAGGGAAAGGUGUCCCAUAAAUGUGGCUUUUAGGUGCUUAUGUAUUGUUUUGGUUGAUGUUGACAAACAUUGUCUUCUUUUGAACUAAUUUAUGUGUUGUGAUGGUUAUGUUAAUUGCUUUUGAAAAACAAUGGUGUAAUUAUAGUAUCCA